Syngnathus acus (greater pipefish) is the source of this 4462-nucleotide messenger RNA. RefSeq names its product tubulin folding cofactor D (gene tbcd). The transcript is spliced from 39 exons. Gene Ontology annotation, cellular component: lateral plasma membrane. Gene Ontology annotation, molecular function: beta-tubulin binding; GTPase activator activity. The record is from RefSeq and is a predicted model, not a curated record. Gene Ontology annotation, biological process: bicellular tight junction assembly; post-chaperonin tubulin folding pathway; adherens junction assembly. Bases 241 to 3903 code for a protein of 1220 amino acids. NCBI's taxonomy places the organism in Eukaryota, Metazoa, Chordata, Actinopteri, Syngnathiformes, Syngnathidae.
CCGCUUGCCGUAUCGGGGCAGGGCACUCGUUAACAAGCGUAACGCUCUGCUUGGUUGCUGUUUACUUGGUAUUAUUGUAGUUUAACCUAAUCGUGCAGCCAUUUCUAAUUAGUUUCUCACUACGUCUGUACAAGAGCGUACAUGCAGGAGCUUCAACGCGUUCUGUUUGCUAACUGCGAGUGCUAACACUUGCAAGCUAGCCUCUACGUCACACCUAUUGGAGCCUGUAAAACAGAGAAGAUGGCUUUAUCGAGGACACAAGAUGCGUGUUCAGGCGAUGACGGUGGCGGAAUGGGGUUAUCAGAAAUGGACAACGGGUGCGGGGGCGACGAAGCGAGCCAAGGCGAGAUAAUUGGCUCCUCUGGGGACGGAGGAGAGCUAAAAACGUGUGUGUUGGAGGGCUUCGGUGAGCGGGACGAGGUCGAGGCUCUCAUCGCGGGUCUGCCGGACGUCCACGGGGAGCUGACCGGUCGGGAGUCCGCCACGGAGAAGUUUCAGAAGAUUCUCGACCGAUAUCAAGAUCAACCUCAUCUGCUGGACCCACACUUGGAGUGGAUGGUGAACAUGUUGUUGAAACCGGUGAGGUGUGAGGACUGCCCUUCUUCCUUGUUUCAUUUGGCCUUCAAGUUCCUCUACAUCGUCUGUAAGGUGCGAGUUUACAAAAUCUUCAUGCGGCGUUUGCCUCACGAGGUCGCCGACAUGGAGCCUGUUCUGGGUUUGCUGUCCAAGCAGGAUCCGACAGACACACAGACAUGGUCGACACGCUAUAUUCUGCUGCUGUGGCUGUCCAUGACCUGCCUCACGCCCUUUGACCUUUCUCGCCUGGAUGGCAACUUGCAGUCGGAAAACGGCCGCGCCAGAGAGCCCAUCAUGGAGCGCAUCCUUGCUAUUGCCAAGUCCUAUCUCGGUGUCAGCGACAACUGCAGGCUUGCUGCUUCCGUCUUGGUGUCAAAGUUCAUGACGCGGCCAGAUGUGCUCAAGAAGCACCUUGGAGGCUUCCUGGACUGGAGCCUUAACACGAUAGAACAAAAUAAUGACCAGUCCCUGGACUCCAUCAGGCUGCUGGAUGGUGCUCUUCAGUCUCUGGCGAUGCUUUUCCAGCACGGCAAGCGGGAGGAUCUCUUAGCGCACGCUUGUCGAGUUUUGCACUGUCUCGAACCAAAAGGGCUCUCAAAGAGCAGCCAAGCCACUCUGAGGAAGCUCAACGUCAAACUGAUCCAGCGACUCGGCCUCACCUAUCUGAAGCCUCGCUUGGCCCCUUGGAGGUACCAGAGAGGAAGCAGGUCCAUAGCAUCCAGCCUUUUGAGCAGCCCAGCCGCCGACACCCUCCAAGAGACCACGCGAGGGGAGGACCACUAUGAUAUCCCACAAGAGUUAGAGACUGUUAUUGAGCAUCUACUGGCCGGGCUCAAGGACAGGGAGACAAUCGUGCGUUGGUCUGCGGCAAAGGGUGUUGGCAGAGUGACUGGGAGGCUUCCCAAGGAGCUGGCGGACGAGGUGGUGGCGUCAGUGCUGGACUGCUUCAGCUUCCAGGAGACGGACAGCUGGCACGGCGGCUGUCUGGCCCUUGCCGAACUUGGCCGGAGAGGCCUCCUGCUGCCCUCCAGAUUAAGCCAGGUGGUGCCGCUCAUCACCUUGGCCCUGACCUACGAUGAGAAGAGGGGCGCGUGCAGCAUUGGCUACAACGUGCGCGACGCCGCCUGCUACGUGUGCUGGUCCUUCGCCAGGGCCUACGAUCCCAAAGAGCUGCGGCCCUAUGUCAACCAAAUUGCAAGCUCUUUGCUGGUGGCGGCCACGUUCGAUCGAGACGUCAGCUGCCGCAGGGCCGCCUCAGCUGCUUUCCAGGAAAACGUUGGCAGGCAGGGGACGUUCCCUCACGGCAUCGACAUUGCAACGGCGGCGGACUUUCACGCUGUGGGCAUUCGCAACUGCUGUUACCUGAACACUAGUGUUUACAUUGCCAGUUUUCCUGAGUACACCAAAGCCAUGAUUGACCACUUGGUCGUCAAGAAGGUCAACCACUGGGAUGGUGCGAUUCGAGAGCUCACCUCCAAAGCGCUUCACAACCUGACGCCUCAAGCACCUGACUACAUGGCGGCUUCGGUUCUGCCACAGCUGUUGAAGAUGGCGGCGGCGGCAGACCUUCAAGGUCGCCACGGAGCCAUCUUGGCGUGUGCGGAGGUGACCUAUGCACUCUACAAACUAGGCCUCCGCACUGGCAGGACUGUCAUGGACAUGGUUCCCUCCGAGUGUGUGGCAGCUUUGAAGGAUCUUCACCAGAAAAUCCAAGACAGGAAACAGUACAGGGGCUUUGGUGGAGAGCUGAUGAGGCCAGCCAUGUGCCGACUUAUUGAGACGCUUUCCUUGUCCAAAAUGCCGUUCAAGAACGAGCCGGUCAUCGCCGGCUGGCAGGCGCUUGUUGACGACACCAUCGGGUCACUUCAUCUGCUCUCAGGUCGUGUCAAGGACGGCGUCUUGGAUGCCGCCCUGCGUGCCCUGUCUGCCUUGUGCAAGGAAUACUACCAGGUCCGGCCCGGCCAGGCUGACCCAGAGCAGCAGAGCGCGCUCGUCACUCGCUAUACGGAGGAGCUGCGGAGUCCGCAGAUGCUCAGUCGUUGCAGCUCUGCCCUCGCCCUCGGCUGUCUGCCGGGCUUUAUGAGCCGCGGCAAGCUCAAGCAGAUCUUGGACGGCCUUGGCCAGAUGCACGCCGCCUGUCUGCGCGAGCGCCGUUUCCCGGAGGCCAGGAGGGACGCCGUCCAAGCGCUGGCCCAAGUAUGUCUGAAAGCGGGCGUUUGUACCGGCGGGUCCCCGGCGUCCUUUCUGUGCUCGGAGAACAUUGCCCACGUGUACGCCGUCCUGCUGGACAGUAUGGACGACUACGCCACCGAUAGGAGAGGGGGCGUGGGCGCCUGGGUGAGAGAGGCCGCAAUGACGAGUCUGAAGGAUGUGACAAUCCUGGUGACACAAACAGCCCCAGAGAUCCUCCUCCCAGAGCAGGUGAAGUGCAUGAUGGGCAAGCUGGCGCGGCAGUCAGCUGAGAAUAUCGACCGCUACAGAGCGCACGCCGGCGCCAUCUUCACGCACCUCCUGCACCACUCCGACCCGCCUAUUCCGCACAUCCCCCACAAGGAGGCGCUGUUAAGCAUCUUUCCACCGGAUGUCAAAUCCAGUCUGAACUGGAAAGCGCCAUCCCAAGCCUUUCCAUAUAUCACCCGGCUACUUGGACUGCCCGAGUACCGUGACCAAACCUUGCUGGGCCUCACAGUGUCAGUGGGUGGGAUGGCUCAAUCCACAGUGACGGCCUCCUCCCAGUCUUUGCUUGACUUCCUGCGUGGGAUCCAAGGUGACCGCGCCGCCCUGGAGCACUUUGCCAUGGAUGCCCUGAUUCAAAUCUUGAGAGAAAAUGUGCGCAAUACCAGAAUCGCCCUCCCUUUCCUCAAGAUGUCGAACCUGCUGUUGUCUAACGGCUGCUUUGACAUCUUCACCUCGGAAGAAGAUCACCCUUUCUGCGUGGAGCUGCUGUCGCUGUGCCGAGCGGUUGGGCGGUCCAAGGACGUGUACAAGCUGCGCGCCUGUGUCACCGUCUACUGCGGUCUCAUCCAGUUCCCGGGCCAGGUCCGCAAAGAGGUCUUGGAGGAGCUGCUGAUGCUUCUCUGCAACUCCUUCCUCUUGGUUAGAACGACAACUGCCAGGCUGAUGUACGAGAUGCUGCUGACAUACGACGACGUCGUCGUUCCUGACAUUUUGGACGACGUCAUGAACCUGCUCAGCGAUACCGACUGGGAACGUGAACCUGCCACUCUGCACCCCACUAGAAAUGAGCUACAUCAUUUGCUGGGAGUCUCCAUGAAACCUCCCGUUGCUCAGAACAUGUCCCCAGAGAGUCAGAAAAUGGACGGAUGACAUCGCGUUGAAUGCAUGAGUCUUCCCUUAGUCAGCCAAAUAAAAGAGCCGUCAUCCUUUGCAUUGCUCUUUUUUGUCGCAUUCAAACUGUUGUAACAAUCUCUGAAUCAAAAUGCUGCAUUUUGCUCUUGCAUUUGUGCUCAUAGUGUCAAGCAAGUGCUCACACCAAGCAUGUUGCCAUUCCAGCGACACUCUUUGUCCUUUUGUGAAAUGUCUUAAGGAAUAACAGAUGUGGCAUGGUUGAAUUUGAAUGUCAUCCUGCAUUGAAGGUCUCGCUUUGCUACUUUUGCCCUACCGUGGCCUCUUGACAAAGGGCCGCCUGUUGCGUCACGCUCGUGGACCGUUUGGCACCCGAUGCCGAGACUUCAGCCUCGCGGACAUCUUGCCUUGCAUUCUUUGUGCUAAUUGGAUUUCAUUUCAUAAGGUUUCUUCCUUUUCCCGGGGGAUCUGUGCCUUCUUGUAUGGAGUUGAACUUGCUUGUCUUUGUUGUUGUUUGGCGCUCAAAGGCUGCGUUUGAACCACGCCAUUUGAACAUAAAGUCAAACGUUGACAAUAAAAU